Messenger RNA from Diachasma alloeum, 1480 nucleotides. Its product is annotated as lipase 1. Gene Ontology annotation, molecular function: hydrolase activity, acting on ester bonds. The record is from RefSeq and is a predicted model, not a curated record. The transcript has 6 exons. Bases 75 to 1334 code for a protein of 419 amino acids. NCBI's taxonomy places the organism in Eukaryota, Metazoa, Arthropoda, Insecta, Hymenoptera, Braconidae.
CCCCAGUUAUUACAAAAAGUGGUGUCAUAGACGGUCACCGAAUUCCCCAAAGUAGCGUCCAAUUAGUAAAAAAAAUGACGAAAUACGUAAAAAUUAUAUUAAUGAUGACUUUCUCUUUACAACCAUUGACAUCAGCAUUCGAUAUUCAAGUUAAAUACGUUCGAACUGAGGAAGAGGCGGGUGGAGACAAGUUUUACGCCCUCGACUUCUUUGCAUUGACCAAGAAGGCUGGAUAUGAAGCGGAGUGGCACAAUGUCACGACCGAGGAUGGAUACAUCGUCUCGAUAUUCCGAGUUCCACCGAAGAACAAUAAUACCCAGAAAGGUCCAUUUUACCUGCAAGCUGCACUAGGUGGCACUGCCGAUCUCUGGGUUCUGUUCGGAUACGGCAGAAGUCUCGUUUAUUCACUGUCUGAUGCCGGUUACGAUGUUUGGGUCGGUAAUCUACGAGGAACUUACUACAGUCGUGGACACACCAAUUUAUCAGCUCGUGUCGAUAGAGAAUACUGGGAUUUCAGUUUGGAUGAGUUCGCACUUCAGGACCUACCUGCAAUGUUCGAUUAUAUCAUUGAGACCACACGACAAUCACAACUCUCCUACGUCGGCCACUCCCUCGGCUCCACGGUGAUCCUCAUGCUGCUAUCAGAUAAACCAGAAUAUAACGAUAAAUUAUCAGUGGUCAUUCAUUUCGGCGCAGUGUCUUACUGGAAGACCUGGAACUUAACGAGAAUCUAUCUAGACCUCCUCACCGAGUUUUUUAGGAUUAUUGUUCCAGGGGGAUUAGUCAAAUAUCCGAUUCAGAAUAAGCUUGUGCCCGCAUUUGUGCAUUAUUUCUGUUUGUUAAAUUUUCUAACGAAGAGAUUAUGUGGAUAUCCGUUUGAACUUGCGCUCGGGGAGGAUCGGGAGCAGUUUUAUAUUAGCGAAGAAUUUGUCGAUCUCAUGUGCCAUUACCCAGCGGGGACUUCAUCAAAGGUGUUUCAACACUACGGACAACUAAUCCGAUCAGGAAAGUUUGAACAUUUCAAAAAUUCGAAGAGAACAACAAAUCGUGAAGCUUAUGGGCAAGACCAAGCUCCGGAGUACAAUGUAACCAAUAUCAGAGCACCAACGAUCAUUUUCGAAGGACAGAACGAUCCCUUGUCCACUUCGAAGAAUGUCCAGAAUUUGAUAGAUGAGCUUUCUUCAGACAUCGAACUAAAGCAUCAAAUUAUUGAAUAUGAGAAAUUCGAUCAUAUGGACUUUGUAGUUGCUAAGGAUGUUGAUGAGUUUCUUUACAAACCGAUGUUGAAAAUUCUUGAGGAAUUCCCCAAGUCCAACGGAGCAAAUAAUAAUUAAUUGUUUUAUUAGCCGAGUUAUUGUAGUUUAUUUACUGUUUUGAUUGAUGCAGCAAGACAUUUGAGAUGUACAUCUACUGAAAUUAUUUAUAUAAUUUAUGAAAAAUUAAGAAAUACAAGAUCUUACAUCAAUUUUUUUUAAGGAAA